Messenger RNA from Drosophila bipectinata, 692 nucleotides. It is a transcript of the gene mRpL32, whose product is annotated as mitochondrial ribosomal protein L32. Gene Ontology annotation, biological process: translation. Gene Ontology annotation, molecular function: structural constituent of ribosome. The record is from RefSeq and is a predicted model, not a curated record. Gene Ontology annotation, cellular component: mitochondrial large ribosomal subunit. NCBI's taxonomy places the organism in Eukaryota, Metazoa, Arthropoda, Insecta, Diptera, Drosophilidae.
AAGUUUCAUCUCUAAUGAAGUGUCAUCUCCAAAUAGUGUCAUAACUCCUGCAACAUGUCGAGGAAUUUGUUUUUAUCAAUUACUAACUUCAUUAAAAAUGUAGAACGCAUGUUUCUACCCUUUGGCGGUCACCCGCCAGCGUUGGCGCUGGCCGGUUUCCAACACGAGCACAGCGGAUACACGACCGGGAAGAAAACUGAGUUCAGCCUGAAACAAUUAAUUGGGGACGGCAUGCUGUGGGCCGUGCCAAAGCACAGGAGAUCUGUGGAGAAACGACUAAACCGAAAGUUUGGCUACCCGGAAUACGUGUGGAAACCGCUGAAGGAAAAGAGGCAUCUCCGCUCGUGCUUGCAAUGUGGUCAUGACUAUGAAAUGGGAACGCUGUGUCCCUUCUGCUAUCAGAAAGUUCUAAAUGAAACAAAGCUUAUGCAAGAGAAGAUCCAAGACGAGCUUGGUCUGGACCCAGUUGAAAAGGAGGUUAUUGUCCUGUACGAGGGAGAGAAAGCCGAAAAGUCUGCCGAUGAGCUGAACAGUAAACGUAUCGUUGAGAUGAAAAAACCCCGUCCCAUGUGGUUUACCAAGAAUCUGCUACAGAAAUCUACGCAAACGCUCUCGGAAACCAAGGAGGUCAAGCCCUCUGACUUGGCCUAGAUAUUAAGUACCUUUGUGCAUUAAAACUAAAACUUUGUUAA